AUGGAAAAUAGUAAUUAUUGGGUAAAUACUCAAUCAUUUAGACGACUCAAUCCAAAGCAUACAUAUUUAUUUUAUAAUAAUGUAGAAGCAGAAAAGUUUGUUCGUCAACAUAUGUCACCAGCUGUUAUUCAUGCUUAUGAAAGCAUGCCUAUGGUAGAAUUAAAAGCAGGUUUUUUUCGAUAUAUUGCUACCUAUAUACUCGGUGGUGUUUACUCGGAUGUUGAUACCGAAUGUUUACGACCUAUUGAUACAUGGACUGAUAAUCGUACGAAUGUUGGUCUUAUUGUUGGUGUUGAAGCAGAAGGUCCAACAUGGAAAAAAGAUUUCGUUCGAUCACUUCAAUUAUGUCAAUGGACAUUUGCUGCCGUACCACAGCAUCCCAUACUUAAACGAAUGAUACAAAAUAUCGUGAAACAAACAGAAAAGCUUUUAAACAAACCAACAAAUCUAAAGACUGUUAUGAAUUGGACAGGUGCAGGCCUUUGGACAGAUACUGUUUUUGAUUAUCUUUAUGAAACAUAUCAUGUUGAAUGGCCUACAUUGACAAAUUUGAAGCGUAGUCGACUUAUUGGUGAUGUUUAUAUUUUACCGAUAACAGCAUUUCAACCGUCUGCUUAUGCAAUGGGUGCAAAAGGAAGAAAUAAUUCAGAAGCACGUAUUUGGCACUAUUCUUUUGGAAGUUGGACACAUCAAUUUCGACAGAAAACAAAGGCAUAG
Rotaria sp. Silwood1 is the source of this 717-nucleotide messenger RNA. NCBI's taxonomy places the organism in Eukaryota, Metazoa, Rotifera, Eurotatoria, Philodinida, Philodinidae. The record is from the annotation of a GenBank genome assembly.